This is a messenger RNA of Selaginella moellendorffii, 1796 nucleotides long. RefSeq lists its product as uncharacterized. The record is from RefSeq and is a predicted model, not a curated record. The transcript has 2 exons. NCBI's taxonomy places the organism in Eukaryota, Viridiplantae, Streptophyta, Lycopodiopsida, Selaginellales, Selaginellaceae. The coding region runs from base 22 to 543 and encodes 173 amino acids.
GCCAGGGAUUUUGGAGCGAGGAUGGAGGGCAAGAUCGAUGCCGAUGGCUGCACCUAUACCAGGAUUCGCCGCAAGACUUGCAAUACCGUGGAGGAUCCAGAGACGAGGAAGCCGAUCUUGAGGUGUGAGAGGCUCGAGCAGCUCCUCCGCCACUGCCCUGGGAGGAAGCCCGAGGUCGUGGAGUCCAAGAGAGAGGAGACAGAGGAGGACGUUCCAAGCGAGGAGGAGGGCGAUCACCAGCACAGCCUUGGCUCUAGCAGCGGCAAUCCAUUGUCACGAUUCUCCGAGGCGCUGGAGGAGCAUCUAUCGGGCGAGAUCGAGGGAUUCAUGCGCGCGGCGGAAGAGAUGGCAAACGAGCUGUUUGGGAACUUUGGGAUCUUCAAGCACGGCGAGAGAGAGAGGGGCAGCGACGAGGAGAGAUUCCACCGGAGAGCUCCAUCGCCGCAGCCAUUCGGGCGAGGAAGAAGGGGCGAGGAGAUGGAAGGAGAAGAAAAAGAAGGGGAGGAUUUCGCGGACUUUCGCAAGGGCUUUAAAGAAGUUUGAGCACAAAAAUUAGGGUUCUUACUUUUAGGGUUCUUGAGAGUUUCUAGCUACUGCGCAUUGAAUCGGUUACACGAUCGCCGGAUCUCGCCCGCCCCGCCGGUCUUGACGCCCAAUCUGGAGAGCUUGUCCAUGGAUGCCGCGAAGGAAAAGAAGAACAGCGCUGGAUCUCGAGCGAAUAGCCUGACGAUUUCCCUGGAGGGGAAGGAGGCGAGGAGGCUCUCGUCGGAUGUGAGCAGCGAUCUGCCGGCUUCCAGGUUCUUGAAGUAAUGGUUGUCGAAGGUGAAAGGCGCGGCCUUGUCGAAGAACUCGAUGGCCGUCACAGGGGCUCCUGGCGGGCAGUCCUUCUUGAGUUCCUUCGCGAAGGACGGAUCGAGAGAAGGGUCUGUGCCGUCCAGAGAGGUGUUGACUCCAUAGAGCCUCUGGCUGAAUUGCGAGCAGUGGGAGACCCCGAGCGUGUGAGCGCCUGGAAAAAGAGAAGAUCAUCGAGGCUUUUCGAGCUAGCAGCUACAUAUCCAUACCAGAGAGCGUGACGAGAUCAAGUAAGUUGAGUCCUUUGCUGUGGAAGUUCUUGAGCAGCUCGUCCAGACCAGACCUUGGCGAUGGGAUUUCUCUAAGCGCGCUAUCCGCGCGUGACACUGUUCCAUCCCUCCGUCCGAGCGCCAGAUUCCAGCCCGGCCCUCCCGCCUGGAAGAGUUUAUAAAGAUCAAAACAAGGACACAGAAGCAUGCUGGAAACUUGCCAGGAUCAACAUAUCUCGAGUGACCAUCGCAAGUAUAUCAGCACACGAGACCACACCCGGGCACUGGGCUUCCACGGCUUGCUUCGCGAGAUCGAUCGUAUCAAACGCAUCCUGGACUAAGUCCCGGUUUGCCACGGAGUCUCUCUCGACCGAGGACUGCGGAGUUUGGCCGAUGAGGAUCGAUCCAUCGCAGCCCUGCAUUGUUUGUGGGAUUGGCAAACGCGCUCUACCCGAUCAACACAAACCUCUACGAAGCAGUCGUGGAAGAAAAGCCGAAGAACUUGUGCUGGGUGAUUGGUCAGCUGCUGGAAUCUCCUCAGUGAAACUUGCGCGACGAUGGAUGCGAUGCCUGGGCAGCUCGAGUCGUAGAAACCGGGCCAGAAUUGGUGGGAAGAGCUUGGAAAAAUCACUGCGAUUGCAAUCAAAACAGCCAGAAAUCUCAUCUUGGUUGGACUCCGCAGCUCAAGUUACUGUCAUGCAAUUUAGUUCAUUAUAAUAUAAGUGGGAUUCUUGA